This is a messenger RNA of Penicillium waksmanii, 582 nucleotides long. RefSeq lists its product as uncharacterized. The transcript has 2 exons. The record is from RefSeq and is a predicted model, not a curated record. The coding region runs from base 1 to 582 and encodes 193 amino acids. Lineage: Eukaryota; Fungi; Ascomycota; Eurotiomycetes; Eurotiales; Aspergillaceae.
AUGGGCCAGAGGAAAAGGCUACAUAGCCGAAAUGGUCGGCGAGUCACCCUUCCAGAUGCACCGUUGUGGAUGCCCGUGAAAGGUUCUGAAAAACGACAGAGUCUUAGUUGCCAACCAGGGCCCCUGAUGGGGCAUCCCUAUCCACAAACAGAGAAUUUCAACCAUACCUGUCAGCAUACAAAUCCUAGCGAGGACAGUGGAAACCGCAGAAACUCCCUUGAGGAGGCGAGCAGUGGAUUUGUCAAGACCUGUUUUGAUCGGCAAAAUAGCCUCCCAGAACUAAGGCCGAAUAUCGUGAGCCCAUCCAACGACAGGGAGACGCUGGCUGAACAUGAGUCAAUGACCGGGAGGCCUACGCCUCUGAAUCCGGGGGCUGAAGCCAUGGAAGGCCAGAGCAAUACUGGCAUAGGACGCUACGGUACAAGAGGAAUUACUGAUCUACGGGACGAAAAUGAUGAACGCGUACAUCUUCAAGCCCUCACCCCACAGAGACAGCGAAACAUAGCGAAGAAGCCGUUUGCCAAGGGCCAGGCGGGUCCAAUCUGCCGGAUGGAGUUCCAUAUUCUGCGACACAUCAAUUGA